Phycodurus eques (leafy seadragon) is the source of this 7141-nucleotide messenger RNA. RefSeq names its product F-box and leucine-rich repeat protein 13 (gene fbxl13). Gene Ontology annotation, molecular function: protein binding. Gene Ontology annotation, cellular component: SCF ubiquitin ligase complex. The record is from RefSeq and is a predicted model, not a curated record. Gene Ontology annotation, biological process: SCF-dependent proteasomal ubiquitin-dependent protein catabolic process. The transcript has 22 exons. The coding region runs from base 182 to 2479 and encodes 765 amino acids. NCBI's taxonomy places the organism in Eukaryota, Metazoa, Chordata, Actinopteri, Syngnathiformes, Syngnathidae.
UGUUGAUGUUUGUCCGUCACCGAAAGGUUGGUUAGCAGCCUGAGAGCACCUAGCUGAAGGUCGGAGUUCACCGGAGACAUCUCGAUCAAUUCCAGCACUUGUGGCACGUAAACCUUCAAGACAGAGUUCUUCAGCUAAUGCUAGCGAAGGUUGCCUUUUAAAAGAAUGACCAGCUUCGCAAAUGACAGAAAAACAGCCAAAAAUCGAAGUGAGUGCUCUGACAGAGUAUGAGCUUCAACAGUUAUACAAGGCUUUGUUGAUCGCCUCAUGCCGGUUAGAUCCCCGAGACCCAAUACAGUUCUUGAAAAACACCCUGAUCACCUUCCAGGGACAUGACAAUCUGCAGAAUGUGGACUGGAACAAAUUUCUUAGUGACAGUGCGCAGCGGUCAGUGCUUGCCUCUCUGGAACUGGAUGACACAGAAUAUAUGGACUCCGAUGAACUCAAGGCUAUUUUCCGCAAAUACGAGAAUGCCUACUCCUGUUACAGGAGCAAAUUGACAAGCUCGUGUUUUAGGAGCUGGAGGAAUUUCACAAUUGCCAGCGUGACAGAUGCCACCGAACUGUCUCAAAAGAUGGAAAUUGCAAUCGUGCAUUACGACAGGCGAAAACAGGAGGUGCCUUUCCUUGCAUGGAUGUACUGGGUCAAGUUCAAGAAGGAGUCACGAGUUGAGGCGGUGCGCAAGUUGGUGGGAGUUCUGAAGGCCUGCAUCCUCAAACGCAUCAUAACCGCAUGGAAGAAUGUUGUGAAGGAGUCGCAGAGGACCAAAGAUUACUUUAAGAGGCUGCAGAAUGAACUGGAGAUGGAGCGCCAGCAAAGCCAGAUCGGGGAGGGAUGUGACUGGCUCUCAGCCUUGCCCAACCACAUCUCACUUAAGAUCUUCGAAUAUAUGGAACUACGAGACUUGCUGAGCUGUUCGGAAGUGUGCUGCAGUUGGAGAAGUCUCAUCCAUUCGGGCACUUUGUGGAGUAAGAUCAAUGUCUCAGUGGAUAAGCGCUGGAUAACAAACGACAUUAUGAAGGAUGUCCUGCUGAAUUUCCGUCCAUUUGUGAUCCACCUGAAUCUGCGCGGCUGCACCUCCUUAGAAUGGUCCAGUUUGAAACAUAUUGGCGAAUGCAGAAAUCUCCAAGAGCUCAACGUGUCCGAGUGUUUUAAUAUCACGGAUGCCAUGAUUGAGUCAAUCGUGGGGGGCUGUAACUCCUUGCUCUACCUGAACCUUUCCAGCACCCUCUUGACAGAUGCCACCCUCAGAGAGCUGGCCAGGCACUGCAUCAACCUCCAGUACCUGAGCUUGGCCUACUGCCACAAAAUGACAGAUGAAGGAUUUCAGUACCUGAGCUUGGGAAGAGGGUGCCACAAUCUCCUGCACCUAGACCUGUCCGGCUGUUCCCAGGUGACGGCGACGGGCUUCGGUUACAUCUCGGACGCGUGCCCUUAUCUCAGGGAGGUUUUGCUCAACGACGUGUACGGCCUGUCAGACAACUGCAUCUCUGCCCUGAUGGCUAAAUGCCACUGUUUGUCCUCCAUCUCUCUACUGGAGGCGUGGAAACUCUCCGACGCUGGCAUCAAAGCCAUCGCCGAAGUCGCCAAAUUGAAGAGUUUCAGCUUGGAGUGUAACAACCACGUGAGCCACCUGAGUUGGAAGGCGCUGUGCUGCGGCUCGCGUGGCCUCCGCAGGCUGCACAUCGUCCACUGCCACAAGAUGGGCGACACCGCCCUCAAGUCGGUGGCCACCCUCCGGAACUUGCACUACCUGGACAUCUCGCUUUGUAGCAAAGUGACGGAUAAGGGACUCUUCACCCUGGCUGAGAGCCCCUCGGCCAACAAACUGCGAGAGCUCAAUGUGAGUUACUGCUGUCAGAUCACUGACGCGGCCAUCAGCGUCAUUGGUCACAGGUUUACCAGGCUGUCCCAUCUGAACCUGAGCUACUGCGAGCAGCUUACCGACGCCGCUCUGGAGUGUCUGAUGGGCAGCUCCAUCACCUCUCUGGACAUCAGCGGCUGUAACAUUCAAGACGAUGGCUUGGCGGCGCUCGAGGAGGUUCCCUUGAAAAAGUUGAUUCUUGGCGAAUGCAUCAACAUCACUGAUGUUGGUAUGGAGAAUUUGUGCAAGUAUGUGACCGAUCUGGAGUACGUGGACGUGUCAGGCUGUUCAGAACUGUCCGACCAGGCCAUCAAAGCUUUUUCAUUUUACUGCAGAGGUCUGUUCACGCUGCGGAUGGCAGGCUGUCCAAAGAUGACCGACAUGGCAAUGCAGUGCCUUUCACACGGAGCAGCCCAGUACCUGCGAGAGCUGGACGUAAGCGGAUGCACACUCACUGAUCGCGCCAUCAGAUACAUCGAGAGGCUCUGCCCGCCGCUCUCGUCGAUCACAAUGCACGGGUGCAACCGCAUCUCAGAGGAGGCCGCCAUGAGGCUGCAGCCAUAUGUGCAGCACUGGGAGUACAGCAACGAACAAACCAAAUUGUGGCUUCGAUAAAGCAAUCUGCACAGAGGAUGUCAUCUGGGCAUUGACAGUCACACCAGUGAAGCUUCAAUGGAACUCAGUAACGCGCAGACCUCCGCCAAGGACCAAGUAUUCAAAAUUUGGCUCUCCGUAGUUAUCCACCUCCUCCAUAGACAAUAAUUUUGUCAUUUCAGCCCCCUUGAAUGGAUGAAAGCAUUGCCGUCCAAUGAAGAAUGUUAAACAUUGUUUUGGGGCAUUGCCAUUGUACGAAGGAUAAAAUGUUGGACGAAGGGAUUAGAUAAAGAGUGAACAAGGUCUUGAAGCCACAACCCUGAGGUUAAAAGUCUCAUGCUCUACCAACUGACCGAGCCAGGUUACUGAAUGCUUUAAAACUGAGUUUUUCAUUAGAUAGUGAUGGAGUAAAUGAAUUUUCAAGGGAUGAAGUAAAUCAUUACACUCAACAUGGGGCUCAAACCCAUGACCCUGAGAUUAAGAGUCUUAUGCUCUACCAACUGUUUUGAAACUUAACCUUUCAUUGGAUAGUUAUGGAGAGAAUAAAACAAUCAGAUCCCGUGCGGGAUUAACUCAUGAUGCCAAAUGUGUGGUUCGAACCGACGACCCUGAGAUAAAGAGUCUCGUGCUCAACCAACUGUUUUGUAAUUUGACUUUUCUUGGAUCGUUAUGGAGAGUGUAACAAUCAGAUCCCGGACGGAAUUAAAUAAAUCAUGACACCAAAAGUGGGGCUUGAACCCACGACCCUGAGGAAAAGAUUCCCAUGCUCUACCGACGGAGCUUGCCGGGAUAUGAGAUGCUUUGCAAUUUAACUUUUCAUUGGAUAGUGAUGGAGAAUGAAACGGAUCCGCACGGGAUUAAAUAAAUCAUUACGCCCAACGCGCAGUUUGAACCCAUGACCCUGAGAUUAAGAUUCUCAUGCUCUACCAACUGUUUUGAAAUUGAACUUUUCAUUGGAUAGUUCUGUGAAGUGAAACAAUCAGAUUCCGCACGGAAUUAAAUAAAGCAUUACACCCAAUGUGGAGAUUGAACCCACGAUCCUAAGAUUAAGAGUCUCAUGCUCUACCGACUGAGCUAGUUGGGCUACAUGCUACUUUCCAAUUUAACUUUUCAUUGGGCAGUUAUGGAGCAUGAAUAACGAAUUUUAACUUUCCAUUGGAUAUUUAUGGAGAGAGUGUAACAAUCAGAUCCCACAUGGGAUUAAAUCAUGCCAAAUGUGGGGUUCGAACCCACGACCCAGAGAUUAAGAGUCUCAAAAUGUACCGACUGAGCUAGCUGGACUACAUUCUGCUUUGCAAUUUAACUUUUCAUUGGACAGUUAUGGAGAAUGAACAAACCUACCAACCAUUUUAUAGUUAUGGAGAGAGUGUAACAAUCAGACCCCACGUGGGAUUAAAUCAUGCCAAAUGUGGGGUUCGAACCCACGACCCAGAGAUGAAGAGUCUCAUGCUCUACCAACUUUUCAUUGGAUAGUUAUGGAGAGUGAAACAAUCAGAUUCCGCACAGAAUUAAAUAAAUUAUUAUGCCCAACGUGGUGCUUAAACCCACGACCCUAAAAUUUAGAGUCUCAUGCUCUACCAACAGUUUUGCAAUUUUUUAUUCGAUAUUUAUGGCGAGAAUGAAACAAUCAUAUCGUGCAUUGGCAUUAAAUCAUUACGCCCAACAUAGCGUUUGGAUGCACAACCCUGAGAUUAAGAGUCUCAUGCUCAAGCAACUGUCUUGAAAUUUAACUUUUCAUUGGAUAGUUAUGGAGAGAAUGAAACAAUGAGAUCCCGCACAGGAUUAAAUGAAUAAUUACACCCAACGUGGGGCUUGAACCCACAACCCUGAGAUUAAGAGCCUCAUGCUCUACCGACUGAGCUAGCUGGGCUACAUGCUGCUUUGCAACUUAACUUUUCAUUGGAUAGUAAUGGAGAAUGAAUCCGCACCAUUAAAUCAUUACGCCCAACGUGGGGUUCGAACCCACGACCCUGAGAUUAAGAUUCUCAAGAUCUACCAACUGUUUUGCAAUUUAACUUUUCAUUGCAUAGUUAUGGUGAGAGUGUAACAAUCAGAUGCCGCACGAAAUGAAAUCAUUACGCCCAACGUGGGGUUCGAACCCACGACCCUGAGAUGAAGAGUCUCAUGCUCGAGCAACUGUCUUGAAACGUAACUUUUCAUUGGAUAGUUGUGGAGAGUGAAACAAUCAGUUUCCGCACGGAAUUAAAUAAAGCAUUAUGCCCAACGUGGGGCUUGAACCCACGACCCUGAAAUUAAGAGUCUCAUGCUCUACCGACUGAGCUAGCUGGGCUACAUGCUGCUUUGCAAUUUAACUUUUCAUUGGACAGUUAUGGAGAAUGAACGCACGGGAUUAAAUCAUUAAACCCAACGUCGGGUUCGAACCCACGACCGUGAGAUUAGUCUCAUGCUCGACCAACUGUUUUGAAAUGUAACUUUUCAUUGGAUAGUUAUGGAGAGAAUGAAACAAUCAGAUCCCACACGGGAUUCAAUAAAUUAUGACGCCCAACGUGGGGUUUGAACCCACGACCCCGAGAUUAAGAGUCAUGCUCUACCAAUUGUUUUGCAAUUUAACUUUUAAUGGGAUAGUUUUGGAGAGUGUAACAAUCAGAUCCCGCACGGAAUUAAAUAAUUACGCCCAACGUGGAGUUCGAAACCACGACCCUGAGAUUAAGAGUCAUACUCUACCAACUGUUUUACAACUUCAUUGGAUAGUUAUGGAGAGAAUUAAACAAACAGACCCCGCACAGGAUUAAAUGAAUCAUUAUGCCCAACAUGGGGCUUGAACCCACAACCCUGAGAUUAAGAGUCUCAUGGUAGCCCAGCUGAGCUAGCUGGGCUACGUACUAUUUUAGUUAUGGAGAAUGAAUAAAUCCACACAAUUAAAUAAAUCCGCCCAACGGGGCUCAAACCUACGACCCUGAGAUUACGAUUCUCAAGAUCUACCAACUGUUUUGCAAUUAAACUUUUCAUUGCAUAGUUGUGGUGAGAGUGUAACAAUCAGAUGCCGCACAAAAUUAAAUCAUUACGCCCAACGUGUGGUUCGAACCCUCGACCCUGAGAUGAAGAGUCUCAUGCUCUACCAACUGUUUUGAAAUGUAACUUUUCAUUGGAUUGUUAUGGAGAGUGAAACAAUCAGAUUCCGCACGGAAUUAAAUAAUGUAUUACGCCCAACGUGGGGCUUUAACCCACGACCCUGAGAUUAAGAGUCUCAUGCUCUACCAACUGUUUUGAAAUUUAACUUUUCAUUGGAUAGUUAUGGAGAGUGAAAAAAUCUGAUUCCGCACGGAAUUAAAUAAGGUAUUACGCCCAACGUGGGGCUUGAACCCACGACCCUGAGAUUAAGAGUCUCAUGCUCUACCAACAGUUUUGCAAUUUUUCGUCGAUAUUUAUGGAGAGAAUGAAACAAUCAUAUCGUGCACGGCAUUAAAUCAUUACGCCCAACGUGGCGUUCGGACCCACGACCCUGAGAUUAAGAGUCUCAUGCUCGAGCAAUUGUCUUGAAAUUUAACUUUUCAUUGGAUCGUUAUGGAGAGUGAAACAAUCAGAUUCCGCACGGAAUUAAAUAAAGUAUUAUGCCCAACAUGGGGCUUGAACCCACGACCCUGAGAUUAAGAGUAUCAAGUUCUACCGACUGACCAUGCUGCGUUGCAAUUUAAAUUUUCAUUGGAUCGUCAUGGAGAAUGAAUCCGCACGGGAUUAAAUCAUUACGACCAACGUCGAGUUAGAACCCACGACCGUGUGAUUAGAGUCUCAUGCUCUACCAACUGUUUUGAAAUUUUACUUUUCAUUGGAUAGUUAUGGAGAGUGUAACAAUCAGAUCCCGCACGGAAUUAAAUCAUUACACCCAACGUGGGGUUCUAACCCACAACCCUGAGAUUAAGUCUCCUCUACCGACUAAACUGGCCAGGCUAUGAAUUCCAUUGAAACUGAGAUUUUCAUUGGAUAGUUAUGGAGAGAAUGAACCAUCCCGCACAGCAGUGUUCCCCAAACUUGGCACCGCGGACCGGUUUAGACCUGAGCCACAACCCUGAGAUUAAGUCUCACCUAUUCUGACAAAUGUCGUCAGGCUCUUAUGGGCUCAAAAACUGAGGUUUUUAUUGGACAUAAAUGGAAAAACAGGUGGCAAUGACAAAAUGUUGAGAACAUUUGAACUUUUUCAUUGACGACUGAAAAAGCGUGAGAAAAUUGACAGUGAAGGAAAAAGGGAGAUUUUCAUCAAACAGUUUUAAUACAUUUAAAAAAAAAUUGAUUUUCAUUGAAAAGUGAUGGUAAUUUUUUUUAUUUUUCAUUGGACAGUGAUGAAAACACUCCCUCCCACCCCCACAAUCCUCAGCAAAAAUUGAAUGGAUUCUACCUUGGCCCACAUACCACCGCCCAACAAUUACCUUCAAUAAUUCUGCCAACUGAAGCAGCAAACAAAACGACACUUUGCCCAUAACCUCCUUGGCAGAGGUCAUUAUAUUUACUUCAAAUUGUGUGUGUGUGUGUGUGUGUGUGUAUAUAUUUAAAUCAUGUUAGGUUACCUCAAAUUAAAUGGCACUUAAAUCCCAUUGUUGGGAAAUCUAUGGCAUCUUUAGUUGAUGCAAUUUGAACUAUGCAAAGACUUAUGAAGGCAAUAUUUCAUGUUGAGUGUAAAAUAAUGUUGCUGUAAUAAAUACCCAUGUUUUUAUUAAAUACAAAUUC